UAUGAAUAAGCUAUAGCUAGUUAGACGACGUUUUUUUUUUUAUUAUUCAACGAAAGACGGACGUGAUCAAGAUUUGAAGAAGCGAAAAAUCUAGUCAAGUGUUUCCCAUCGAUGUUUUAAAACAGGAAAGUAGAAAAUAUGGUGUCAACGUAUUACUUUGUUUUGUUUAUCUUUUUCAUUAAAGGGAGUGUCAGCUCAUACUUAUCUUGUUCUCGAGAAAAUCUGACAAUCGAGGAAGCAGGAAAGGACAGAAGGCUAACUGCUACACCCUACUUAACCGUAACUGUAGCAAAUGAAAAUAAAUGUUUGGGUGUAUGCAUAUAUGAUGACUAUUGUUUGUCAUACAACGUAGAUAUGGCUGGAGUAAGUAUCAAGUGUGAAUUGUUUUCAAGAUUAGACGGACAACAGAUGCUGGAGUCACAAAUUAGCUUCAAAUACUUCAAAGUACAUUCUGAUCAUCGCUGCAUACCUGUGGAGAAUUCUUCUCCCAAGAUUUGUGAUUGUCGAUCAGUUCCUCAUGCAAAAAAGGAUUGUUUAGAAUGGCGAGAAAAUGGUGCAUUGGAAGAUGGCUUGUACAAGAUUAAAGUGAAUGACCAAAUUUUUGAAGUGUUUUGUGACAUGAAGACAGACGGAGGAGGGUGGACAAUGAUACAAAAUCGAUUUAGAUCGAACAAUACGAUCAGAUUUAACAGAACAUGGGACGAGUACAAGCACGGAUUUGGUGAUUUGACGACCGAAUUUUGGCUUGGAAAUGAUUAUAUACAUAACUUAUCAACCCAGGGAGAGAUUACUCUAAGAAUCCAUUCUACUGCUGAAAACAACAUGAAAAAGGUUUCGAUUCUAACACAUUUCAGAGUUUCUGGAGAACAUAAAUUUUAUCAAGUGACUUACCAAAGCAUGUCGGGACCAUCCUUAAAUGGAGUUGACACAGAAUUCAAUCAAAGUGACUUCUCUACUUUUGACCUAGACAGGGAUAGUAAAUUAAACAUUAAUUGUGCGGAACGAUUUAAUACCGGUUUUUGGUUAGACGGGUGCCCUAUGGCUAAUCUAAAUGGACCAUAUGCUGCAGGUUUCGGAUUUAUAUGGAAAAAUUGGAACGCACCCGAAGAUUUACAAAUCUAUCAAUUAAAAUCUUCAUCAAUGAUGAUUCGUAGAAAAGUAAAUUGAUGGUUGCUUCAUUAAUUUUGGUUUUAAGAUGUUUUAAGAAAGAGAGAAAAGGGAUUAACACAGACUUUUGGUUUAGCUCGUUGAUAAAAGGAAAAAAUUGCAUCGCAUAUUUUUAGCUACAUGAUAUCCUUUGAUCUGAAUGCUAUUAUUGUUGUAACAUCCGUGAACCCUUCUUUUUAGUAUUAUCGAAUGUCAUGAAACCUAACAGUGAACACAUUAAUUUUGUUGCAACGAUCCAACUCGUUAAGCUACUUUAUGAUACUUAUUGCUUAAAUAGUAAAAAAGAAUUUUUAAGCCAGUGUAUAUUUUUGUUUUUGUUUUUAAAGCUGUGUUGUAUUUGCGCUGGAUUUUAAAUAAUAUUAUAAAAAACUAAUUGAAAUAUGAAAGGCUUUUAUCUCUUUGUUACAAUUUUAAUAGUCCGCCCGCCUCUCCGCCCCUCG
This is a messenger RNA of Hydractinia symbiolongicarpus, 1607 nucleotides long. Its product is annotated as fibrinogen-like protein 1. The record is from RefSeq and is a predicted model, not a curated record. Bases 139 to 1167 code for a protein of 342 amino acids. The transcript has a single exon. Lineage: Eukaryota; Metazoa; Cnidaria; Hydrozoa; Anthoathecata; Hydractiniidae.